Messenger RNA from Hypoxylon trugodes, 2070 nucleotides. RefSeq names its product ABC1 family protein. The record is from RefSeq and is a predicted model, not a curated record. The coding region runs from base 1 to 2070 and encodes 689 amino acids. Gene Ontology annotation, cellular component: mitochondrion. NCBI's taxonomy places the organism in Eukaryota, Fungi, Ascomycota, Sordariomycetes, Xylariales, Hypoxylaceae. The transcript has 3 exons.
AUGCGACCGGUCAUCUUUUUUGGCCGGUUCUGCAUUCGCCGGAGUUCUCCUCGGUCUACCAAAUCUGCGACCAACCUUGGACGAUGGCAUUCGACAUUUCGAUCUCAAUUCUUAGGACAAUCACCAUGGCGAAAUCCUCGAUUAAAAACAAGAUUAUUAGGAGCUUCAGCUAAUAUUGCCCUCGGGACUGUGGCCUUUGUCUCACUAUCUGAGAAAGACAAUGAAGAUACGGAACAAACGGCUGAAGGUCGUAUGCUCAAAGUAUCACGAGAGGAACUAAGAAAAAAGGUCAGUGAAGAUGAAGAAGGUAUAUACCGGCUCGGCCACAAAUUGGUCCUCCUUUUCGACUUCUAUUUUUGGGAACCUCUCUGUACCGGCGUCAGGUUCGUCGAACUUGUGUUCAUAUUCAUACCUGUCAUAUUUGCUGUCCCAGCCGUAUGGAUUGGAAGUCGCCAGCCGGACCGCGAUCACGAGAGAUCUGGUACCCUCUGGUGGUAUCAUUUCUUGGUGAAAAGCAUGGAAAGGGCUGGUCCGGCAUUCAUUAAGCUCGGUCAAUGGGCAGCCUCGAGAACCGAUAUUUUCCCUACCGAAAUGUGCGAUAUAAUGUCGAAACUUCAUUCCCAUGCGCCCGCCCACUCUUUAGAAGCGACGAUGCGAAUAGUCGAAAAGGCGUUCGACGGCCGGAGAUUCCAAGAAAUAUUUGAAGAGUUCGAGGAGACACCUCUAGGCGUCGGCGCUAUCGCGCAGGUAUACAAAGCGAAAUUGAAGCCAGAUCUUGCAGCCCCAGGCGACGUUGAUGUCUUGGAAAGUCGUAGUAAUCUUCGGCGGAAUGUACGGCGGAAAGUGGAUACUGUGCUCAAGAGCAUGCCCAAGAGGGUUCCAUCGUCUUAUGUUGCCGUCAAGGUUUUGCACCCACGAGUCGAGCGAACGGUUAGACGCGAUCUUCGUAUCAUGGUAUUUUUCGCUUCAGUACUCAAUAUUAUACCUACUAUCGAGUGGCUGUCACUCCCCGAUGAGGUCACCCAGUUUGGGGAGAUGAUGAAAUUACAGCUUGAUCUGCGAAUCGAGGCCGCCAACUUAGCCAAGUUUCGAAGAAAUUUCAAAGACCGUACCACCGCAUGGUUCCCAUUCCCAUAUCUAGAGUUCACGACUCGGGAAGUCUUAAUUGAGGAGUUUGCGCAGGGUAUACCGCUAGCGGACUUCCUAGAGAAUGGAGGUGGGGUUUUCCAACGAGACAUCUCCCAGGAAGGUCUGGAUGCAUUCUUGCGCAUGCUGCUUAUCGACAAUUUCGUGCAUGCGGAUUUACAUCCAGGGAACAUUAUGGUGCGCUUUUAUCAAGCGUAUCAACCAGAUUUGAGUCUACGCAACUCAUCUAACGGCCAAAAACCGCACCCCAAGGACCAGGCCGAUGUUACGGAGCAAGUGCUUGCGCGACUCCGUCCAUUCCGCAAGAGGAAAGAUCCCGCAGCUUGGGAGGCGGAAUUGAAGAAGAUUGACCAGGAAGGCUUCAGACCUCAGUUGAUUUUUAUUGAUACUGGUCUGGUUACAGAGCUUAAUGCCACAAACCGUCAAAACUUCCUAGAUCUCUUCCGUGCUGUUGCUGAGUUCGACGGGUAUAAGGCUGGUCAUUUAAUGUGCGAGCGCUGCCGACAGCCCGACGCUGUCAUCGACAAAGAAGUAUUUGCUUUAAAGAUGCAACAUCUCGUCCUAAAUGUUAAGAGUUCUACACUCGCUUUGGGCAAUGUCAAGAUUGGGGACAUUUUGCAGCGGGUCCUUGAUAUGGUUAGACAACACCACGUGAGGCUAGAGGGCGAUUUUGUCAAUGUCGUAAUCAGCAUUUUACUUCUCGAAGGUAUCGGUCGCAGCCUUGAUCCCAAUGUGGAUCUACUCAGCAGUUCGUUACCAAUUCUCAGGCAAUUGGGUGCACAAAGCGGAGCCGAGAUGAUGAAGGGCGGUGAUUUCUCCAUGUUCUUCGUUUGGGCAGGAUUAGAAGCGAGGAGAUUCAUGAAAGCCAGCAUUGAAGAUGUGGAGAGAUGUGUUAAAUACGAUUUGUUAUCACCAAAUGUCUAA